UUAUAACCAUAUACCUAAAUUGAUCUUGACCUAAACUAAAUUGAGCUGAAUUAAACUUGAUUCAAAUGACCUGUUAGCCACCUCUUGAUACAUACGAUUAUAUUUAUAUCAUUUAGUAUUAAAUCUAAUAGGUGGAGGGUUUAAGUUUAUUACUAUCAUACUACAAUUGUAUUAAAAAAAAAAAAACAUCCCAAGCAAAUUCAAUUCAACUCACCAUCUUGACCUUGAAAUGAGGAAAAAAAAGGAACUUCCCCAAAUAUAUAUAUAUAAUAAUAAAAUAAAAAAAAAACAAACCCUCUAAAUAAUCGAUUAAUUAAGAUAUAUAAUUUCAGACAUAAAUGUACUCCUAUCCAACCCUUUCUAUUUAAACUCUCUUUCAUGUUAUAUAAUUUCAUUCAUUCCAAACAUACCACUAAAAGCUAGCUUGAUCACUCACACUAACUACCUCCUCCACCGACUCUCUCUCUUUCUCUCUAUUCUUUCUCUCUCUUCAAAAACAUAUUGAGAAAAAAAUAUUUCAAGAAUUAUAAUAUAUGCUUCUAUAUAUAAUUAUUAGAAGCAUAUAUUAUAUAUAAUUAUCAUAUAUACAUAUAUUAUCAUGUAUAACAAUAUGAACAAUAAUAUUAUUGAGGUUCAAAGGCAAGAAUCCUUAAAAAGAAGAUGGCAUGAUACCGCCCCUACUAACCCUACUACAUCUGUGGCGUCGUCCUCGACGUCACAACAAUCAUCAUUAUUUAUAAGUAAACCACCCCAUGGCCAUCAUCAUCACUUCCUCCAACCAGGGAGGUUAGAUGGUGGUGGUGGAGAUCUAGUCCUAAACGUCGUGCCCUCGAUCACAGUUGUGCUCGAGGGCCGUUCGAUCUGCCACCGGAUUAACCUACAAAACCAUGGUAACUACCAUAGUUUAGCCAAGGCUCUUAGACAAAUGUUUGUGGAAAUAGCAAAUAUUCAACAAAAUGAUGAUGAAAAUAAUAAUGAUGGACAACAACAACAGCAACUUGAUUUGUCUAAUGCUGUUCCUGGUUAUGUUAUUGCUUAUGAAGAUAUGGAGAAUGAUCUUCUUCUUGCUGGUGAUCUUCAGUGGAAGGAUUUUGUACGAGUGGCAAAAAGAAUUAGGAUACUGCCGGUGAAGUCAAGUUCAAGGAAGCAAAAGAGCACAAAACACUAGUCAAUUUAUUUUCCAGAUUUUGAGGGGAUAACGUACCAAUUCUUUAGUUCAGUAACCCCUCUUCCCCCAACUAAGAAAAAAGAAAAAAUCAAACUUGUAAUGCUAGCUUGAUUCUUAAAUUUAUCAAGAUGGUUUUAUAUGUGUCUUCAAUUAAUUUAAACUUCUAUCCACAGCAAAUUUAAUAAUGUCUCAGUAAGCCUAAUUAAGUUCUAUUCAUUUACAAUAAACCCGAUAAUCAAGGAUUACGGAUAGAAUAAUACGAAGUAGCUCAUGUCUUUUUUCCGCUUAUUGGGGAUGUAAAAGGUUGGUGGACCCUCAUGUUGCAUGAUCAAGUAAGAAAUAAAGCAAAAAUAGGUACAACUAAAAAGACGGCUUAUGAGAGAAAGUAAACACAAAACGAAUAGCAUUUUUUUUAAUUUUUUCAGAUGGAAAAUUGUGUAUGAGGUUAGUAAGUAUCUAAAUUAAGGCUUAAAAAUGUAGGUCCAAUUAUAACGCAAAUAAAUUAAGAGAGAGUGUAAGGGAUGAGUGGAUGACCCCAACCCUAACCCCAUAGUCCCCAAUCGCUUAAAAUGUCUAAAGACUUACGUAGUAUCUAUCAUUACAAUUUACAAAUUUCAAGUUCUCUUGAGGAAGCAACUAAGGAAAUUAAACACUCAUAUUUAUAUUGCGUCUUAAUAUAAAAUUCCUCAUUGAUUUGACAUGAAAAUUAUGGACGUGUACUUGAAUGAUUACUUAUGUUCCACUAUGUUUGUAAGACCACUUUUAAUGGUGAGCAAAAAAAA
Molecule: messenger RNA, 1950 nt
Organism: Chenopodium quinoa (quinoa)
Lineage: Eukaryota; Viridiplantae; Streptophyta; Magnoliopsida; Caryophyllales; Amaranthaceae
Product: auxin-responsive protein IAA33-like
Exons: 2
Coding region: 599-1168 (189 amino acids)
Biological process (GO): regulation of DNA-templated transcription
Cellular component (GO): nucleus
Molecular function (GO): protein binding
Source: RefSeq, a predicted model, not a curated record